GCAGAGGGCGGUGACUGUCACGGUGCCAGCUGAACCGCAGGUCAAAGACCGAGCAGCGGCGACUCUGCGACUUUCUCACAAGCAGCGGGACCUGCGGCGGCUUCAGGCGGCGGCACAGCAGCGCUUCAUCGGCUUUAACCAGCGUCCAAGCCUCGGUCUGUGUGUGUGUGGAGGUGUUGGUUUUCCCUCUCUUCUCUGCGGGUGAGAGGCUGUACAAUCCUCGGCAGUGUUCUGAGACUGUGCGGCCCCACCGGAACCAGAACCAGCACCAGCACCUUCAGCGCUUCAUGGACUAACCUUACAUUAUCUGUCGCUGAACUCUGAACUCUGGCCUUUUCAUGUGACACACACACACACAUAUUUUUUCCUCCUCACUUUUAUAUUUUUCCUUCUUUAAACCUGGGCUUAACUUUGCCUGUCGGGGAAUAACAGCGUUGGAAGAGCAGACAUGACAGCAGAGAAGGAGAAGAAGAGGAGUAGUUCGGAGCGUCGGAAGGAGAAGUCCCGCGACGCCGCCCGAUGCAGACGUAGCAAAGAGACAGAGGUUUUCUAUGAGCUGGCUCACCAGCUGCCCCUCCCACACAGCAUCAGCGCUCACCUGGACAAGGCCUCCAUCAUGAGGCUGACCAUCAGCUUCCUGCGCACACGCAAGCUGCUGGCCACAGGUCACAGAAGCAGUGACAGCGAUGAGGACGGACAGAUGGACAGUCUGUACCUGAAGUCACUGGAGGGCUUUAUCACCGUGGUAACGUCAGACGGCGACAUGAUAUUCCUGUCUGAGAACAUCAACAAGUUCAUGGGGCUCACGCAGGUGGAGCUCACUGGUCACAGCAUCUUUGACUUCACACAUCCAUGUGACCACGAGGAGAUCAGAGAGAAUCUCAGCCUGAAGACAACUGGCAGUGGCUUUGGCAAAAAAGGCAAAGAGCUGACCACAGAGCGGGAUUUCUUCAUGAGGAUGAAAUGCACUGUGACCAACAGGGGGCGCACUGUCAACCUCAAGUCAGCCAGCUGGAAGGUGCUGCACUGCACCGGACACCUGAGGAUGAACAGCUGUCCUCCCAGAGUGCUGUGCGGCUUCAAAGAGCCCCCGCUCACCUGCGCCGUUCUGAUGUGUGAGCCGAUCCCGCACCCGUCCAACAUCGACACACCUCUGGACAGCAAGACCUUCAUGAGCAGACACAGCAUGGACAUGAAGUUCACCUACUGUGACGAGAGGGUAACAGACCUGAUGGGUUACACUCCUGAGGAUCUUCUGGGUCGUUCUAUCUACGACUUUUACCAUGCCCUGGACUCUGACAGCAUCACCAAGAGCCACCACAACUUGUGUACCAAGGGUCAGGCAGUGAGUGGUCAGUACCGUUUGCUCGCUAAGACUGGAGGCUACAUCUGGGUGGAAACCCAGGGAACUGUGAUCUAUAACAGCCGCACCUCACAGCCUCAGUGCAUCGUGUGCAUCAACUAUGUCCUCAGUGACGUUGAGGAGAAGUCGAUGGUUCUCUCCCUGCAGCAGACCGAGUCUCUGUUCAAGCCUCGACACAUGAGCAACUUCUUCACUGCUGGAGGUGCAGGUGUGACCGGAGAGCCAGGAGACGCCCUUUUCACCAAACUGAAGGAGGAGCCAGAGGACCUGGCACAGCUGGCUCCAACACCUGGAGACACGAUCAUCUCCCUGGACUUUGGCCACUCUCAGUGUGAGGUGUCUGCAGAAGCUAUGCUCCCACUAGGACCGCCGUCCUGGGCCAGAGAGAGCCUCAAACCUGUCAAUCUCACGUCAGGCAAAUCCUCAGCUCCCACUUCCGGAGACGGAUCUAACAUUGCUGCUUCGACAACAACACGGCAGAAUCCACCAGCAGCCAGUGGUACUCCAAGCCUCAGCAGCUGCUCCACGCCCAACAGCUCAGAUGAUUACUACAGCACAGUGGAGAGUGACCUGAGGGUGGAGCUGACAGAGAGGCUGUUUGCUCUGGACACAACAGAGGGCAACAGCACGUCUGCAAAUACUGAGAUGGACUUUAGUGACUUGGACCUGGAGACUUUAGCUCCUUACAUCCCCAUGGACGGGGAGGACUUCCAGCUGAACCCCAUCAUCCCAGAGUCUGAGUCCCUGGAGAGGAGUCCCGCAGGAUCCAUGAGGGGGAGCAGCAGCAGUAUCAACAGCAGCAGCCCUCCACAAACAAACCAGGCAUCCCAGCAGACCAUUGGCAAUGUCACCAGCCUCCUCCAGCCCCUGUCCAACCCUCCUCAACCCCAUUGUCACUACCAGCCCCGGCCUGCUGCAGCCUCAUCCUGGGCCACAGGGGAGAAGAGAGGCUCCAACCAGGGGCCCACAAACCCCCGCACAGCAUCUUAUUUGAUGGGGCACAUGCAGAACCCACCGUACCAGGCCCCGGCAAACACCCCCCUCUCCUCUAUGGGUGGCAGGCAGAAUUUGCAGUGGCCCCCGGAUCCUCUGUUAACCUACCAACAACAGCACCCAGUCACCAAGUCUUACCUGAUGGACUCCUGCCAACAGGACAUGGCACACGUCAUGCAGAAGCAGAGGUCUGUGGACAACUUUGUACAAGCCUACAGAGACAUGAGUCCAGCCAGGAACAACAGUAUCAAGCGCUCCUUCAACCAGAUGGCUGUGGGUGAAAAUAAGCCUUCAGAUCUCAUGUGGAAGAAGAUGAGGAGUGAGAGCUGCAUGGACAUGGAUCGCUCCCUCAGCACUGGAUCACUGACAGAUUCGGGAGUGAGCAGAAUGUUAGCGGGCAGCUUGCCCUCACACCUCAGCUCCCUGCAGCAACACAGGAAGUGUCAGUACCCAGGAAACGGGACACGCGCCGCAAGUGAGAAAGGCUUUCCACUGAAGAGCUGCAACUACUUCGAUUAUAACGUUGCACCAUCUCACAAGAUGGAGGGUAUAGCCAGUCGUUUGCUGGGCCCCUCGUUUGAGCCCUCCUUUCUGCCGGAGUUGACCCGUUACGACUGCGAGGUCAACGUCCCUCUGCAGGGAAACCUGCACCUCCUCCAGGGCUGUGACCUGCUGAGAGCCCUGGACCAGGCCACCUAGUCUCCCACAUUCAAACCCCACCAAAGACCCGGACCUAACCCCAGCCCUAAACCUCAACCUACAGCCUGAGUCCUGUUUAUCACCUUCAUGCCUCUGAGCCUUCGACAGCCCAGAGGCUAAGCUAAUUUUAGGGAAUAGUAUUCACAACCAGCUCCUGCUUUAUUUAGCUCACUCUGCCUUCUCUGUUGUUCUGUACACUGAUGCUUUCAGGAGUCAAGCCUCUUAAACACGCCCUCUUUAUUCUUGACUCGGAUCAUGUGCAGGUUGACCUCCAUCAUACAAAAGUGUCCCUGCAUUGAGCCAAACCCAUCGAGGACCUACACAAAUGAAAACCCCAGUCACUUGGUAAGAAAAGGUCAAUGUGGGACAGUUUAAUAAGCCUGACCCAGGUCCUGUGUUCAGUGUGGACACGGGUCUGGGCUAAACAUUCAGACACGCAAGGCUGAACUUUUGGUGUGAACAGGGUAUUUUAGAAGUGUGGAAUUCAGGCACAAUCUCUACAAUCUCAAAGACAAGGGAUUCAAACCUGUGUCUUAUCCAGAGCCUGUUUCCUGUGAUGUGAACUCUAUGCAGCUCAGUCCCUGCCUUACCUUCUCUUCAUCAGCUCUGCUCUGAGGAGAAGAUGCUCUUACAUUACCUACACAUUAACACAAGCACUGUGUUCUCUAACUCUCAGUGUCUGACCAGCAAUUAGACCAGACCACUUUUCUAGUCUUAGUCAAAGGCGCAACAAACAGCCAUGAAUCGGUUCUGAAGAACCAAGGAUUUUUCACAAAUAAUGCUCUUUGAUUCUGCUUCUUGAUUCCAAUCGAUCACUAACUGUUCAAAGGGAGGAGGCGUUUGGAGUGGUUUUCAACUGUCACAGCAGCAGUUACCGAGACUGUAGCAUAAGAUUGAACUUCUUUUCUUCUACACAAGAAGUUAUUAUGUAAUUGAAUCUAUCAUAGUUUCCAAAUUAAAAGUGUAGAAUAUAUAAAAAGUCUAUGUUAAAAUGUCUGAACUGACAUUUCUUCAGUUCAAAGUCUCAUUUUAUGAUCCACUUUUCCGAUGUUAGUCGUUGAAGAACCUCAGAAUCUUAAGCAGUGGCAUCUUCAAGGUAUAAACCGUGAAACAUCAAUGGACCAUAAGCUCAUACUGGCAGAAAAAUACAAUGCUUUCUAUUUCUUAAAAUAUUUGGGGUAAUUAAAACUAUUCAUAUUAAAGCUAACUGUUCUGAGGCUAACUCCUCUGAGCCUAACUGUUGUGAGGCUAACUCUUCUGAGGUUAACUGUUGUGAGGCUAACUCUUGUGAGCCUAACUGUUGUGAGGCUAACUCUUCUGAGGUUAACUGUUGUGAGGCUAACUCUUGUGAGGCUAACUCCUGCAGCCUCACAAUCUCUUAUGGUAGAGAGAGAGAGAGAGAGAGACGAUGAAGCGACAGGGGGAGGAGUCUGUGACGAGCCUUGCAGUUGGACAAGAGGGUGAUGAAGCAGUGGAAGGCAGUAGCUGGUGUUUGACCAGAGAGGGCAGUAGAUACAACAUGGAACUGUGAACUGUGAAGAUUUGCACUUGGAUCAGCAAAUAUCGUUAACUAGAUAAACAUAUACACUGGUUUACACCUGGAAAAGUGAUUUAGUUUAGCUUUAGUUACAUUUUAAAGACUCUUACUAGAAGCGGGAAUCAAUAAGCACAAUCAAAAUGGCUGUGUUUGUCUUCUGUGUCACAUUUACAAACAGACUGAAUCAUCUCAACAUCAUCUGUUUCUGCGAUGGUUUUAAAGACGUUGUGUGUGGUGUGUGGUGAAUCCAUGUCGACACAUUAAAUCUGUUUCCACUGUCUCUCUCGGCCUGUGUCAAAGGUGAAUGAUACCCUAAUAAGCCAAUAUCGCAAUACAUGUACUCUACUGUAAGUCGAAUCUUUUUUUUUUUCUCUUCUCAAAGAGAUUAUAUCUGGUUUCUCUCACUCGCAUGUGACUACAGGGUUGUUGUCUUUGUUUUCUUAUUGAGAUUAUAUAUAUGUAUAUAUAUAUAUAUAUAUAUGUAUAUAUAUAUAUAUAUAUAUAUAUAUGUAUAUAUAUACAUAUAGAUAUAUGUAGAUAUAUAGAUCUAUAUUCUUACACCUUCAGUAUACUCAGUCAGCAGCAAAGAUAUAGCAUUAUUCACCAAACUGAACUCUUGUACAAAAUACACUGUGAGGAAAUGUUGCAGGCAGCAGCCAUUAUCAUCCUCAUCAUCAUCAUCAUCAUCAACACACCAGGUGUUUGCACAGAAAGGGGGAGGAGCCUCAUCUGCCCUUAAAAUCACUUUAGGAUUUUACAAAUGUUUUCCCCUCCACGGAUCCAGGCAGACAUUUUUAAAAUAUUAACUUCUGUGUCAUAUGCAAACCAUUUUCACCGCAUAGUAUAAUAAAUAGUCUAAUUGCCUAAAAAUACUAUAUGGCUUUGACAAGAAAGACUGUUCUAUGUUAUUACCUUUUAAUAACAAUACAUACAUUCUGAUUCCAUGAGCCUUCCUAUAACUGGAAUUUAUUAAUUUGCAAUAAAAUGUCAGACUAAACUUAGAGUCCAAAAAUCUGAAGAUUUAAUUUACAUUUUACAGCUACGAAUCACUGGGAAACCUAUUUAUAGUUUAUUGUUAUUAUUAUUAUUACUAUUAUUAUUAUUUUUGUUAUUAUUGUUAUUAUUAAUAUUAUUAUUAUGUAACUUAUUGAUUUCCACAGAAGUAGAAACAAAUGUCUGCCUGCUGCGUUUGUGGCUCCGUGAGAUUUAUAGAAAGCACCAUGUGCUGAAUCGGCCAGAGGAUUAUUAGCGGGCGUUAAAGCCACUGAUGGAGACACUCGAGCCACUAAGGGUUUGAAGUGCUCCAGUUUGGUAUUAAAUAAAAGGCCACUUCAGGAGAGGUCAGUCCUGUGUUAUUACAGCAGCAUUAUCACUUACUUCAACACUCUGUAUAUGUAGCAGCGUUAGCAGCAGCCUGUGAAGUGUGUGUGUUAUUCUUCACGACUAGGACAAAGCCAGUUUUCUUUUUUUCCCUUUUGAAUUCAUGACACAGAGCGGCUGCCGUUACCAGGCAGCUUAAUUAUAGAAAUCAAAAAUCACAGCAUUGAUAAUGAGUCAUAUCAUCAACAGUUCUCUGCAGUUUUCUCUCUGUCGGUCUCUCUCGUCGUGUACUGUCCUUGUGUGGUGACCACUUAGGACUAUGAAUUAUUGAGCUUUGUACACAUUUACCAUAUGUAUUUAAAAAAGAAAAAGAAAAGAAGCUAAAACUAAUGUUGAAGAUGAUUUAUUUGUCCUGGUACUUUGUCCUUAUCGACCUGCCGUAGACGUAGAUCCCUCACAGUGCUGUUUCCUCUUGUGUUUUUUUUAUUUUUUAUUAUUCCCCUGCUGAGAGUUUUAUCGUAAAAUAAUAUCUUUUGAAUCUGUUUGCUGGCCAGUACAGUUUGUGUUCCUGCUUUAAAGAAGAUUCAAAGAAAAGCAAAUCACAUUUAAAGGCAAACAUCAGUUUUUUUUUCUUCACUUUUCAGAUAUGUAGCAUUUUGAAUAUUUAAGGUUGCCACAUAAUUGAAUCAUACUUUUCCAGGUGGAUAUACAUAUAUAUGUAUAUGUAUAUGUAUAUAUAUAUAUAUAUAUAUAUAUGUGUGUGUGUAUAUGUAUAUGUAUAUAUAUAUAUACGUAUAUGUAUAUGUAUGUAUAUGUAUAUGUAUAUGUAUAUAUACAUAUACAAAUACAUAUACAUGUAUAUAUACAUAUGUAUAUAUAUUUACAAGUAUUGGUGCUUCAUAGUCCACAUAUGUGUCAUUUGUACAACUUUUACCACAUGGAUCCACUUACACUGUAUUCUGCUUUAUGUUGUGUUUAUGCUGAAAUGUUCUUUAAAAGUUGAUUUGAAUGCAAAUGUGCCUUAUUAUGAACCUCUGGUUGACUAAAUAUAAAAAGUGUUUUCACCCUUCAGCGGCACAAUUUGUUUUCUGCAACCCUCUGUCAACAAUCAGGUGUGGUGGUGGGGGGGGGUUAUUGGAAGAAUAACAAAGAUUAUCAAUCUUUCUUUAUUUCAGAUCAAGCUCCUUCAAGGAAUUUCACAAUACAUGAGUGGAAAUUCUUGCCUACUUCAUCUUUGCAUUGUGUGUGUAAAGAUGAAGAUAAUGCGAUUUUAACGUCUAAAAAGAUGUACGUUGUGUUUGGUCAUAGUACACAAUCAUAGUAAGAGUUCAAGUGCUAAAGGUUUAAGUUUAGUUUAAGUUUAACCAGAGAGAGAUAUGACCUAAAUAGUGUUAAUGUUUUCAUGAAAGUGGAAUUUAAAAUAAAUAUAAACAGAGAAGUUCUGCUUACAUGUCUGUUCUGCUAGCUCAAAGCAGACAUGAGCUAAAUUGAAACUAAAAUGUUUUAAAACAUUUUGUUCACUUUAAUUUCAAACAUGAGCACCUUGUAUUGAAACAACUGUUACGAGAAAACACAAAGAAAAGGUGCACAAAUAACAACGCGUAUCUCAAAGGGAAGUGAAUCGCUAGUGGAUGCUAUGCGCUAACUGGUCCGGGUGCUAAUCACUCUGAACUGUUUGAAGGAUGUUUGAGUUUUCCCAAGUAAAACAUAAGGUGUCAGGACUGAAUUCACUCUUUCAUCACUGAUCGUCCUCUUUAAAGACAAUUUCAGCAUCAUCUCUGUUCUUGUGUAAGUUAUGUUGUCGUUGUUGUUGUUGUUGUUGUUGUUGUUUUUCUGGGAUCCAUGUUGAGCUACUAUUUGUUUAUGUCAAUAUCAGACAGUACAGUUAUAUUAGCUAAUUCUACAUUUUGUAAUGUGCUAAAAGAGAUUCUAUUGAACUUAUUAUUAAUCGUAUCAUUAUUAUUAUUAUCAUAUAUUGUCAUUAUUGUUAUUACUAUACAGGGGAAUUUGACCUGAUAAAAGGUUUUGUGUUUCUGCACUGGUAUCUUAUUAAAGCAUACCAAUCUUA
Molecule: messenger RNA, 7980 nt
Organism: Solea solea (common sole)
Lineage: Eukaryota; Metazoa; Chordata; Actinopteri; Pleuronectiformes; Soleidae
Gene: epas1b
Product: endothelial PAS domain protein 1b
Exons: 16
Coding region: 449-3055 (868 amino acids)
Biological process (GO): regulation of transcription by RNA polymerase II; cellular response to hypoxia
Molecular function (GO): RNA polymerase II transcription regulatory region sequence-specific DNA binding; protein dimerization activity; DNA-binding transcription factor activity, RNA polymerase II-specific
Source: RefSeq, a predicted model, not a curated record